AUGUCAUGUGAUCUUGAAUGGAUAAACACUGAGCGGAGUUUGUGUUUUCAUGAAGACUUGAAAGGCGGGCUAAUCAUUCUGGACUUUUUCACAUACUGCUGCAUUAACUGUAUACACAUUCUGCCUGAUUUGGAGGCCCUGGAACAUGCAUUUCCCAUGGAGAAGGGUGUGGCUGUUGUCGGAGUGCAUUCAGCCAAGUUUGCCAAUGAGAAAGUCUCUGCCAAUAUCCUUAGUGCAGUGCUUCGCUAUGGCAUAUCUCACGCAGUGGUGAAUGAUAGUGAGGCUAAAAUGUGGAAUGAAUUAAUGAUCCAGUGCUGGCCCACGCUGACUCUUGUUAGUCCCUGUGGAUACCUCCUUUAUAAUUUUGUUGGUGAAGGCCACAGAGAAAAACUUUUAGAAUUUGUCACUGUUGCUGUGGACUUUUAUGAACACAAGGGGGAAAUAACUCUGUCAAGCCUCCCAUUAAAACCAGCAAGGGAGAAUCUCUCUGAGUCUCCACUAAGUUUUCCCGGCAAAGUUUGUUGUAGCAAUGACGGAAAGACUGUGGUUGUGGCGGACACAGGACAUCAUCGGGUAUUAGUUCUCAGCCCUGACGGAAUUGUAAAGCACACUGUCGGAAAUGGUAAGGCUGGACUUGAGAAUGGGUCAUUCACAGAGGCAUUGUUCAACUCUCCACAAGGUGUCUGUUACCAUGACGAUGUGAUAUAUGUGGCUGACACUGAUAACCAUGCCAUUAGAAAGAUAGACCUUAAGGAGAAGACAGUGGUCACUGUUGCUGGGACAGGAGAAAUGGGAGAGGACAAGCAAGGGGGACAGCUUGGGGUGGAACAAGCCAUCUCCUCUCCAUGGGAUGUUGUACUGGGCUCAUCACUGGGUUCCAGUGAAAAGGAUCUGUUGUUGAUAGCCAUGGCGGGUUCUCACCAGAUCUGGGGGCUCUUCCUCAAGGACGGCAAAUGGCUGAAAGGCAGAGUGUACAAUGCUGGCACCUGUGUGCGCCUGGGGGGUAGUGGGAAUGAGGAGAACCGCAACAACAGUUACCCGGAGAAAGCCUCAUUUGCCCAGCCGUCUGGCCUGACACUCUCCACACAUCAGGAUCAUCCAUUGCUGUUCCUGGCAGACGCGGAGAGUUCCAGCAUUAGGAGCAUGUCUUUGAGAGAUGGAGCAGUGAAGGCCCUGGUUGGUGGAGAGCGGGAUCCGAAAAACCUGUUUGCUUAUGGGGACCAGGAUGGGAAGGGUUAUGAUGCCCGCUUACAGCACCCCCUUGGAGUCACUGUGCUGUCCCAUGACCCCUGUGUUUUGGCUGUGGCUGACUCUUACAACCACAAGAUAAAAAAGAUUGACGUUGCCACGAAACAGUGCACGUCCUACGUGGGCAGUGGUACAGCAGGCAACUCAGUCGAUGGGCAUCUAAGGGAGGUCACUCUGAAUGAACCUGGAGGGUUGUGCGUAGAUAGAGCCAAAGGGAUUCUGUACAUAGCAGACACCAACAACCACUGUAUUAAAACAGUUAAUGUGAAGACAGAUGUCAUGAGGCCUUUUCCUAUCAUCUUCCCUUCUGUGGGACCAGACAAAACCUCAGAUGUGGUGUUUAAACGUCUCACAAGAAAGUCCAUCCCAGUUACGGAAACCACGCCUGUGUGUCUAGCCCCAGGUGGGAAGGUAAUGUUCAAGGUACAGGUAGACUGGAAACCAGGCAUACACCUGACAGAGGGGGCACCUAGCCAGUGGCAAGUGUGGGUAGAGGGUAAGUCUGACCUGUGA
Liolophura sinensis is the source of this 1761-nucleotide messenger RNA. RefSeq names its product NHL repeat-containing protein 2-like. The record is from RefSeq and is a predicted model, not a curated record. The transcript is spliced from 9 exons. Gene Ontology annotation, molecular function: protein binding. Bases 1 to 1761 code for a protein of 586 amino acids. NCBI's taxonomy places the organism in Eukaryota, Metazoa, Mollusca, Polyplacophora, Chitonida, Chitonidae.